Messenger RNA from Carcharodon carcharias (great white shark), 4194 nucleotides. RefSeq names its product zinc finger DHHC-type palmitoyltransferase 17 (gene zdhhc17). The coding region runs from base 9 to 1892 and encodes 627 amino acids. The transcript is spliced from 17 exons. The record is from RefSeq and is a predicted model, not a curated record. Gene Ontology annotation, cellular component: Golgi membrane. Gene Ontology annotation, molecular function: protein binding; palmitoyltransferase activity. NCBI's taxonomy places the organism in Eukaryota, Metazoa, Chordata, Chondrichthyes, Lamniformes, Lamnidae. Gene Ontology annotation, biological process: protein palmitoylation.
GGCUGAAGAUGGCGGAGCUUCACCGGGAGGAUCCGGAGCUGGAGCCGGAGCCGGGCUGUGUCCCGGGGCUGCACCCCGAGGAUGUCAAGACUCAAAGCCAUUACAAUCAUGGCUACAGUGAUUCACUGGCACGGAAAAGCCAUAUCGAUGACUACAGCACCUGGGACAUUGUCAAAGCCACACAAUAUGGAAUAUUUGACCGCUGUCGAGAGCUUGUGGAAGCAGGUUAUGAUGUACGGCAGCCUGACAAAGAAAAUGUUACACUACUGCACUGGGCUGCUAUCAAUAACAGAAUUGACCUGAGCAGAUACUACAUAUCAAAGGGUGCAAUUGUGGAUCAGCUUGGAGGAGACCUAAAUUCCACCCCUCUUCACUGGGCAACAAGACAGGGUCACUUGUCCAUGGUUGUGCAUCUGAUGAAGUAUGGUGCGGAACCCUCACUGAUUGAUGGAGAAGGCUGUAGCUGUAUCCACCUAGCCGCUCAGUUUGGUCAUACCUCUAUUGUUGCAUACCUGAUUGCAAAGGGGCAGUUUCAGGACGUAGAUAUGAUGGACCAGAAUGGAAUGACACCAUUGAUGUGGGCAGCUUAUAGAACGCACAGUGUGGAUCCCACAAGACUGUUGCUCACGUUUAAUGUGUCAGUAAAUCUUGGGGACAAGUACCACAAGAACACAGCGUUACACUGGGCAGUGCUGGCAGGAAAUGCCACUGUGAUCAGUUUGCUCUUAGAGUCUGGGGCUAAUGCAGAUGCUCAAAAUAUCAAGGGUGAAACACCAUUAGAUCUUGCUAAACAGAGGAAAAACGUUUGGAUGAUUAACCAUUUACAAGAAGCAAGGCAAGCAAAAGGCUUUGACAGUCCUUCUUUCCUAAAAAGGUUGAAGGCAGACAAGGAAUUUCGUCAGAAGGUGAUGCUGGGAACUCCAUUUUUGGUGAUCUGGUUGAUGGGAUUCAUCGCUGACCUUGACAUUGACUCCUGGCUAAUAAAGGGACUGAUGUAUGGUGGAGUCUGGGCAAUGGUGCAAUUCCUUUCUAAAUCUUUCUUUGAUCACUCCAUGCACAGUGCACUGCCUCUGGGAAUCUAUCUGGCAACAAAGUUCUGGAUGUAUGCUACAUGGUUCUUCUGGUUGUGGACUGAUCUUCCUGUUGUGUCAGUUCACCUCCCAUUUCUUGUCAAUAGUGUAGGACUCUUCUACAAUUUUGGAAAGUCGUGGAAAUCAGACCCAGGGGUCAUCAAAGCUACAGAAGAACAAAAGAAGAAGACGAUAGUGGAGCUGGCUGAAUCUGGGCACUUGGAUCUUAGUAUAUUUUGCAGUACUUGUUUGAUCCAGAAGCCUGUACGGUCCAAGCAUUGUGCCGUGUGCAACAGGUGCAUCGCCAAGUUCGAUCAUCAUUGUCCAUGGGUUGGUAACUGUGUGGGCGCAGGGAACCACAGAUACUUCAUUGGAUACCUGUUUUUCUUAUUAGGAAUGAUCAUUUGGAUGAUUUAUGGCUGUUUCUUAUACUGGAGCAUCCACUGUGAGACCAACUAUCCAAAAGACGGUUUCUGGACGUACAUCACUGAAAUUGCGAGCUGCUCUCCAUGGGUUUUCUGGAUGUUCCUAAAUAGUCUCUUUCACUUCCUGUGGGUUGCUGUGUUACUCAUGUGUCAGAUGUAUCAGAUCGCUUGCCUUGGAAUAACCACAAAUGAAAGGAUGAAUGCAAGACGCUACAAGCACUUUAAAGUUACAACAACCACUAUUGAAAGUCCCUUCAACCAUGGUUGCAUUAGGAAUAUCAUAGACUUCUUCGAAUUUAGAUGUUUUGGCCUAUUUCGCCCUGUGAUGGUGGACUGGACACAUCAAUAUACAAUAGACUACGACCAGACGUCGGGCAGCGGCUAUCAGCUCGUGUAAUGGGAUCCAAGCUCACAGGGUGAAUCAACUUCACCGUUAACCUUUUGAACUGGUGCCUGACAAAUUCCCUCCAUUUCCUUCUCCAGUAUCCAAAAUGCAAAUGUGUUGCUGAGGGGAGGUGACAUCCUGUGGUUCUUUCAUCUGGAUCUGUCACAUUCAGAAAUUAAACAGGGACAGUGUUGCUGCCUGUUUCUUUUCCCCAUUAUGAUCAACUGUGGUAUAAGUGGAUGGCCAAAUGGGACCCUUUAUUUAAAAUAAAUACAGACUGCUUUUCACAGGAAUUAGUUUUUAACAUAACGUUAUGUUUGGCUCUGAUUUCAGUGUCAGAGGAACACUGAGGUGUGAAUUCUGGAACCCUGAUUCUGGCCUAUUCGUUUGGGUGCUCCAAAUCACAUGCAGGAAUGUGUCUGUUUCAAUUGUGCUGCUUGUUAAGCAUUAUUUACAUGGUACUUUAAAUUUCAUAGCAGAAUGCCAGAAACUGAUAAUCCAAGGCCGAGUGCAGAGGUAACAUCUAAAAUUCUUUUGUAUCAGUUGUUUGUUUAUUUUAAAUACUUUCUUUUCCCCUUUUAAUCAUGAUGUUAAACAAUGAAUCAAUGUCCAUCUUGCAUUUCUAGAUAAUUAGGUAUUAAUAAUCGUUGACAGGAAAAUCAUGAGUUUGCACGCUAUCACUGUCAGUCUCAUUCACUCACCCAUGAUUGAGUGGGUUUUCACAAUUCUGAAGCAGAUGGUGCAGCAAUGAGCAUCAGAACUGUUUAUUUCACAUGGGGGUUGGGAGAUGGAGAGAGGAAAAGCUUGCACCAUCCAUCUCAUCUCACUCAGAUAGAGUCUCCUGCAGGUUGAAUACGGAUCUGAAGUGCCAGCCAUGGAGUGGUGCAGGCACUUUGUCUGCCCUCCUGUCUAAAUGGUACAGAGUGGCGAGUGGCUCUCACUGGGAGAGGGACCGGAGAAAAGAAACCUGCAUCUUAGAGAAGAAAAGAAGAUCUCGACUCGGAUCAUUGUAAUGCAUCUUUACAGCUUUUUGGUUUUAGUCACAACUGUGUAUCCGCUGCUUUCUGGAAACUAAUGAUUACAGACAGUUGAAAGUUUGGUAAGGCAACAAACUCAAGAAACCUGUGCAAAUUGCUUUAACUCAGCUCCUCGAGCCAGUGUAAAGGUUGGUUGUAUCUGUAUAUAAAUUAUUUAUCAACUAGUUUUACCAGUGCGUAAUUUUGUCAGUGUUAGUUUGGAGCUAUGAAUUUGACUUUCAACUCCAUGAGAAAAAAGAAGUUAGGAAUGUAGUUCAUUUGCUUCUGGUGGUGCUGCUGCUGUUGGUAACUAAUCAACCAUUGAAUUCACUGCAUGUCCUGAUGCUUGGCAAAAAACACAUUUUAAAAAAUGGCAGCUCCCUAGACUGUAGGACAUAAAACAUCACAACAGCUUACAAUAAAAUGUUAUUUCAGCUUCUUCCCCUCAGCAGGAAGAUCAGUGAAUUUGUAAAUAGUGAGUGUCCUGUGUUUGCAAAGUACAAGAAUUUUCAGUAGCUGUUUAUUUUGUAGUGGAAGGCACACAUAGCUUGUUAGCAGUGUACCAGAUAUCAAGACUUGCAGUAUUGUAAUAUUAGUCAACUUGAAUGUCUAUCAGGUUUUUUUAAAAAAAAAUCAAGAAAAGUUUCUCCCUGACACAGAUUGGAGCAUAUUGAAAGCUUGUGCUCACGUGAGAUAUUAACAUCACAUCGCCAAGGCUCUCCGUGUGUGAAAUUUGCCUGAGAGGCAGGACUGCAGCUGGUGGCCCAUUUUACCCUCUGCUUGAUCAACAAUGAGAAUGAGAACCAGGCAGGGAUUAAAACAGGUUCAGGGUGCACUGUUAUUAACAUCCUUUGCACCAACUCCAAAAGAGAGUUUCACCCUCUUUAAAGUUUAACACACCUGGUAUUUAUCAUGAUGACUUUUUCUUUGUACUUUGACUUUGAAUAAUCUGUUAUUUACCUUCACUUUAAACUCUGUGAUCACAACCCCAGGCUAUUUUUUUCUGUUGUGUGUGUGUGUGUCUGAGUUUCAUACUUGCAAGUAAUUAAAAGUUUUACAUUUCACUAUUAAUCAGAGACACUACAUUCUGCAAAUUGUGAAUAUUGUUUUGUUUUUGUAUGACAUUAUUUAUAACUGUGCCAAGUGUUUUGUUUUGCUACAAUCCAGACCCUUUGUGUACAAUGUGGAGAACAAAAUAUAGGACUGUAAUAUUAAAAAACCGGCUGUUCUUCCAAUUGUUGAAUCAGUUUGUCAAAUUUUGUAAAUUAUUGAACUAAUAAAUCAGCUGUACCUAGUCA